AUCAAAUAACCGGGCCUUAAAAUUGGGAUUAUUAAUUUCCGGGUUAGGGUUUAAAAGUUCAAUUAAAAUAGAAUAUCAAAAGCUUGCAGAGAAAGACAACACAUUUCAGCGAUCAAAUCUCAAAACAAGGGUCAUGACUUCCUCAUAUCUCCCCGCAACUACUGAAUCGCUGAUUCAGGCUACAGAAGCGAAAGAUGCUCAGGAGUCUAUCUCUAUUCUUUAUCGUAUUCUUGAGGAUCCUUCAUCCACAUCUGAAGCUUUAAGAAUCAAAGAGCAGGCAGUUUCCAGCCUCUCGGAUUUUCUUAGAGAGCAAUCUAGGGCGGAGGAACUCCGUAACCUUUUGACCCAAUUGAGGUCCUUCUUUGCUAAGAUCCCGAAAGCAAAGACUGCCAAGAUUGUGCGUGGAAUUGUUGAUUCAGUUGCUAAGAUACCAGGGACUUCUGAUCUCCAGGUUUCCCUUUGUAAAGAGAUUGUGGAGUGGACCCGUGCUGAGAAGCGUACUUUCCUCCGUCAGCGGAUUGAAGCAAGGCUUGCAGCUCUUUUAAUGGAGAACAAGGAGUAUGCAGAGGCGUUAAGCCUCCUUUCAGGCCUAAUUAAGGAGGUGAGAAGGUUGGAUGACAAGCUUUUACUCGUGGAGAUUGAUUUGUUGGAGAGCAAGCUUCAUUUCUCUCUCAGAAACCUUCCUAAAGCCAAAGCUGCUCUUACAGCAGCAAGAACAGCUGCAAAUGCCAUUUAUGUGCCUCCAGCUCAACAGGGCACUAUUGAUUUGCAGAGCGGGAUUCUUCAUGCAGAAGAGAAGGACUACAAAACUGGUUACAGCUAUUUCUUUGAAGCUUUUGAAGCUUUCAAUGCUCUUGAAGAUCCACAAGCAGUUUAUAGUCUCAAGUAUAUGCUGUUGUGCAAAAUUAUGGUGAAUCAGGCUGAUGAUGUAGCAGGAAUAAUAUCAUCACAGAAAGUUGGAUUGCACUAUCAGGGGCCAGAACUUGAUGCAAUGAAAGCUGUUGCCGAUGCUCAUUCAAAGCGCUCCUUAAAACUCUUUGAAUCCGCUCUUCGCGACUUCAAGGCACAAUUAGAGGAAGACCCAAUUGUGCACAGGCACUUAUCUUCCCUCUACGAUACGCUGCUGGAGCAGAACCUCUGCAGGUUGAUCGAGCCAUUCUCAAGAGUCGAGAUCACUCACAUUGCGGAACUUAUUGAAUUACCGGAAGACCAUGUAGAGAAGAAACUGUCGCAGAUGAUCUUGGACAAGAAGUUUGCUGGGACUUUAGAUCAGGGCGCUGGAUGUCUUGUGAUAUUCGAUGAUCCUAAAUCAGAUGCAAUCUACCCCGCAACAUUGGAGACCAUUUCAAAUAUUGGCAAGGUUGUCGACAGCCUCUUUACCAGGUCUGCCAAAAUAAUGGGUUAAUUUUUUACUCCGUUUUUCUUCCUUAAUUUGGUGUAAUGUUUGUACUUCACUUGACACCUUCCUCAGCCAUUCUACAAAAAUUCCAGCUUAGUGAACCUAUGUUUUUUAUAAUUCUAUGCUAUAUUAUUAUGUACUUAGUUGGAGCUUUAUUAAGUUAAGUAAGAACUACAAAGUCUUUAUUCA
This is a messenger RNA of Daucus carota subsp. sativus, 1588 nucleotides long. Its product is annotated as 26S proteasome non-ATPase regulatory subunit 11 homolog. Lineage: Eukaryota; Viridiplantae; Streptophyta; Magnoliopsida; Apiales; Apiaceae. Gene Ontology annotation, cellular component: proteasome regulatory particle, lid subcomplex. Bases 134 to 1405 code for a protein of 423 amino acids. The record is from RefSeq and is a predicted model, not a curated record. The transcript is spliced from 2 exons. Gene Ontology annotation, biological process: ubiquitin-dependent protein catabolic process. Gene Ontology annotation, molecular function: structural molecule activity.